AUGCCGCAGGUGCUGACAUUGCAGUGCGCUGCAGACGGGGACUUUUGCAAGGCUUCGUGCCUUCAGAUGUCGGGCACAGAGGUUUUGGAGCUGUCAAUGGCACCAGAGACACCACUUUGGCAGGUCUUUGCUUCUGUAGCCGAAGCGAUGACGCAGCCUGCCGACAGUCUGCGGCUCAUUACCCCCUCCGGGCAGGAAAUCUUGAGCAACUCGCAAGAAUCUUUGCGGAGCAUCGCUGCUGUUCCUGCAUAG
Messenger RNA from Symbiodinium pilosum, 252 nucleotides. NCBI's taxonomy places the organism in Eukaryota, Dinophyceae, Suessiales, Symbiodiniaceae. The record is from the annotation of a GenBank genome assembly.